Molecule: messenger RNA, 1678 nt
Organism: Varanus komodoensis (Komodo dragon)
Lineage: Eukaryota; Metazoa; Chordata; Lepidosauria; Squamata; Varanidae
Gene: P3H2
Product: prolyl 3-hydroxylase 2
Exons: 14
Coding region: 50-1627 (525 amino acids)
Biological process (GO): collagen metabolic process
Cellular component (GO): endoplasmic reticulum
Molecular function (GO): iron ion binding; protein binding; L-ascorbic acid binding
Source: RefSeq, a predicted model, not a curated record
CAAGGCCGCGGAAGCUGCCCACACCUUCUUCGUCGCCAACCCGGAGCACAUGGAGGUCCAGCAGGACAUCGAGAAUUACCGGACGAUGGCGGGGAAGGCGGAUCUGGUGGACCGAGAGGCCAGGCCACACAUGGAGGACUACCUCGCUGGGGUCCGGCUCUACGACCAGGAGGCGUUCCACCAGGCCAUCGACUUGCUGGAGCGGGCGCUGCGUGAGUACGGCGUCGCCGACCUGGAGUGCCGCGUCUUGUGCGAGGCGCCGCAGAGGUUUGCGGAAUACGAGUACCUGGACUACAAGGCCAGCCUCUUCGAGGCGGUGGCAGAGCACUACCUGCAGGUCCUGGUGUGCCAGCACGAGUGCGUGCGGGAGCUGGCGACGCGGCCCGGCCGGCUCUCGCCCAUCGACAACUUCCUGCCGCUGCACUACGACUUCCUGCAAUUCGCCUACUACAGAGUUGGCGAUUAUGCCAAGGCGCUGGAGUGCGCCAGGUCAUACCUUCUGUUCCACCCGGAUGAUGCGGAUGUCCUGGAUAACGAGAGCCACUACGAAAGCCUCCUGGGCGGCUCUGUGGACCUUCGCAGCAUCAGACCCAGGGAGGAGGCCGUGAUGUUCGUGCAGCGACACAAGCUGGAGGCGCACCUGCUGCAGACGGGGGCCGCCGGGCUGGGCUUCCUGUACACGGAGCCGACGUACUGGAGUGUCUCUGGGGACCGCCAGGACGGGCAGAGGUUCCCCUCAGAGGUCGCAAGUGAGCAAGCAGAUUGCUCAGGGGGGCCGCCUGAGAAAAGGGCCCUGCCGAAGCCGGACCGCGAGCCGAGGGAAGGCGGCCCCCUGCUCUUCGGCGACGUGCAGUUCGUCUACAACUCGGAGCAGCUGAACGGGUCGCAGCGGGUGCUGCUGGACAACGUGAUCUCGGAGGAGGAGUGCCGGGAGCUGCAGCACGUGGCCAGCGGCAUCGUGCUGGCCGGAGACGGGUACCGGGGGAAGACGUCGCCUCACACGCCCAACGAGAGGUUCGAGGGGGCCACCGUCCUCAAGGCCCUGAAGUUCGGCUACGAGGGCCGCGUGCCCCUGAAGGGCGCCCGCCUCUUCUACGACGUGAGCGAGAAGGCCCGCCGGAUCGUGGCCUCCUACUUCCGGCUCAACUCCACCCUCUACUUCUCGUACACGCACCUAGUCUGCCGGACGGCACUGUCAGGCCACCAGGAGCGCAGGAAUGACCUGAGCCACCCCAUCCACGCCGACAACUGCCUCCUGGACCCCGAGGCCAACGAGUGCUGGAAGCAGCCCCCCGCCUACACCUUCCGGGAUUACAGUGCUCUCCUGUACAUGAACAGCGACUUCGAAGGCGGAGAAUUCAUCUUCACCGAGAUGGAUGCCAAGACGGUCACGGCGUCGGUCAAGCCCAAAUGCGGGCGGAUGAUCAGCUUUUCGUCCGGUGGGGAGAAUCCGCACGGCGUGAAGGCGGUCACGAAAGGCCAGCGCUGCGCCGUCGCCCUGUGGUUCACUCUGAACCCGCUGUACCGGGAGCUGGAGCGAAUCCAAGCAGAUGAAGUCAUCGCGGCCUUGGAUGAGGAGCGCCUCGGACCCCGUGAGCUUGGCAUCAACCCCAAGGAUGAGCUCUGAGCUAGGCCAAGGACACACAAAUUGAAAUAUUUAUUUAAUAUUUGUCUCAAA